UCAAUGAAGGUUAUGUAAAAUUUGUGGUACUAUUUUUAUAAAUUAAAAAUAAAAAUAAUUGUAUUCACAUAAAAUGUCAAUGUACUAUGAUAUUAAUGAAAUAUCCGUUGAAAAUAAUAAUUAAUAAUUCCUAAGUAAUUGUCAAUUAUGAAAUAAUAUGAUAAUCAAUAAAUUAUUAUCAAGAAUAGAUCAAGAAAUAGUAAUCAUCUUCUGCAUAUAAGCUUUGAGCAUACACAAAUUUCAAUUAUAAAAAAUGGAACUCUAUAAAAAUAUUUUUAUAAAGCGUAAUUUGUAUACAUGUACAGUAUUGAAUAAAGAAGCAUUAAAAAGUUCAAAAUCUAGAUCAGCGAGCUCUCACAGAUGGUUAACGCGUCAGCUGAAAGAUCCUUACGUAGAAAAAGCAAGACAAGAAAAUUACCGAUGCAGAAGUGCAUUUAAACUUCUAGAAAUCAAUAAGCGAUUUAACAUUCUUACUCCAGGUCUAGUUGUUGUAGAUUGUGGUGCAGCUCCUGGAAGUUGGACUCAAGUGGCUUUGAAACUAACGAAUGCCAUUGGAAAAGAUGAAGAUAAAGCAGUAGGACGUGUUUUCGCUAUUGAUAGACUUCCAAUUCAUCCAAUUGAUGGUGCCACAAUUCUUGGAAAUGCAGAUUUUACUCUACCAAACACCCAAAGUACUUUGAAACAAUUAUUAAAUGGACAACCAGUGGAUGUUGUUCUUUCUGACAUGGCACCUAAUGCUACUGGUGUUCGCCAACUUGAUCAUGAUAAAAUAAUGUAUCUUGCAUAUUCUGCUAUGAAGUUUGCAGUGGAAAUGUCGAAAGUGGGUGGUACGUUUGUUACAAAAGUUUGGGAUGGUCAACAAACUUCUGAAUUUGAAAAAGAUGUCGAGAAAUUUUAUAAAUCUAUAAAAAUUAUUAGACCUCCUGCCACAAGAGAUGAGUCUGCAGAAAUGUUUAUUUUAGCACAAGGAUUUAAAGGUUUGAAACAAUUAAAAACCUGAUAUGUAUGAAAAAUCUACAAUAUUAUUGUAGAAAUUACGAAUUAAUAAUAAAGAUAUUAAUAAGAAUGGGAAAAA
Chelonus insularis is the source of this 1075-nucleotide messenger RNA. RefSeq names its product Mitochondrial rRNA methyltransferase 2 (gene Mrm2). Bases 254 to 1000 code for a protein of 248 amino acids. Gene Ontology annotation, biological process: RNA methylation. Lineage: Eukaryota; Metazoa; Arthropoda; Insecta; Hymenoptera; Braconidae. Gene Ontology annotation, cellular component: mitochondrion. The record is from RefSeq and is a predicted model, not a curated record. The transcript is spliced from 2 exons. Gene Ontology annotation, molecular function: rRNA (uridine-2'-O-ribose)-methyltransferase activity.